CACAGCGCGGGAGGCGGAGAGGAGGCAGAGCCGAGCCUGCUGGGGGGGACCGAGACCCGCAGACGGCGGGAGGGGCGGCCACUCACAGCCUGACAGACACAGAGGCACAGACCAGGCCCACGAGGGACCGAGCCACAGAGAGGCACCUGGGCCCACCACCGCCAGGAGGGGACGCCGGUUGCAAGGGGGCGAACCCGUCUGCCCGUUGCAAGGAGAAACCCCCUGCCCGGUGCCCGUCUCGCAGGCCGGCCUUCCGCGCGGCCACUGGGACGAAGCACCGCACGUGGCGAGAGCAUCUGGGAGGCAGCGGGCAGCAAGGCGGCUUGAGGACCCUGUGCACAGGGCUCUUCUGAUUCCCUUGGCCCAGAGGGAAAGCAAAAGAUGACAGAGAAUUCCGCCUCAGCCCCUGCCGCCAAGCCCAAACGGGCCAAGGCGGCCAAGAAGUCAACAGAUCACCCCAAGUACUCUGACAUGAUAGUGGCCGCCAUUCAAGCUGAAAAGAGCCGGGCCGGCUCUUCUCGCCAGUCCAUCCAGAAAUACAUUAAGAGCCACUACAAAGUGGGGGAGAAUGCUGACUCCCAAAUCAAGUUGGCCAUCAAGAGGCUGGUCACCACUGGUGUCCUCAAGCAGACCAAAGGGGUUGGUGCGUCUGGCUCUUUCCGCCUGGCCAAGGGUGAUGAACCGAAGAAGCCACCCCCAGCUAAGAAGGCCAAGAAGGAAGUCAAGAAGGCCACGACACCCAGGAAAGCAGCUAAACCCAAGAAAGCUGCCACCAAGUCCCCAGCCAAGAAGCCCAAAGCUGCCGCCAAGAAAGCCAAAAAGAAGCCAGCAGCCGCUCCAAAGAAAGCCAAGAAGCCAAAGACUGUCAAGGCCAAGCCAGUGAAGGCAUCGAAGCCUAAAAAGGCAAAGCCAUCGAAACCCAAAGCAAAGUCCAGUGCGAAGAAAUCAGCCAAGAAGAAGUGAAGUGCAAGCCUGGGAUCUUCUUUCUUGGACACUCUUCUUCACCUCUACUUCUGUAAAUAGUUUUCUCCUUUAUUCUCUUCUCUCUUUCUAUUGCAACUUUAUAAAAGACUGGACUAUUAUUUCCCUGAAAUAGUUAAAAUAAUUCAAUUACUAAAAAAAACAACAACGCAGUACUGAGACUUGUCUUAUAAGUGUUAUUGGUUGUUUUUUUUUCCGUUGUAAUCUUAGAGCUCUCUAUUUUUUUUAAUGUAUGAAAUACUUAUCUGUGUUUUGGGAGCGGGGGGAAUCCAUGUUGGAUAAAAGGGAAUUGAGUUCCCCAGUCUCCUACCAGCUCCAGGGUAUCAUACAGGUAAAUUGGCUGUGCAUGGAACUUGCCCAUGCCAGAGUAUGGGGACAAAGAUCCCUAAAUGAAGGGGGUCUGAGAAAAGUAAUUAUGCUGGAAGAUCUUGACCACAUGGGAUAAAUUGCUGUAGCAUAAAUUACAUUUUCUUUAACCUCAAUCUGAUGGUUCAGCAUUUCCCAUAUAU
Molecule: messenger RNA, 1490 nt
Organism: Terrapene triunguis (Three-toed box turtle)
Lineage: Eukaryota; Metazoa; Chordata; Testudines; Emydidae
Product: histone H1.0
Exons: 1
Coding region: 382-963 (193 amino acids)
Biological process (GO): negative regulation of DNA recombination; nucleosome assembly; chromosome condensation
Cellular component (GO): nucleus; nucleosome
Molecular function (GO): structural constituent of chromatin; nucleosomal DNA binding; double-stranded DNA binding
Source: RefSeq, a predicted model, not a curated record